UCAAUGUUGUCAUUAAAUUUGAUUUGACUGAAGGCAAAAUCUGUGUGAAACUUUUUCAGCAAGAAAUAUGGCUGGUGCACUGACAAGAGUGAUUCAGGGCACAAAACCACAUUUGGGCAUUAUUGGGCCUUUGGCAAUUAAUGUCAACAAUGUACCGGUGCGCUUCCAGCAGACCCAGGCGCCUUCAAAAGACAAGUAUGGACCGCUGGCCGAUAGCGAUCGGGUUUUCACAAACUUGUAUGGUCGACAUGAAUGGAGGUUGAAGGGUGCUCUCGCCCGAGGGGACUGGUAUUUGACGAAGGAGAUUUUACUGAAAGGAACCGACUGGAUCGUUAAUGAAAUGAAAACAUCUGGCCUUCGAGGCAGGGGAGGAGCAGGUUUCCCAACAGGAAUGAAGUGGUCAUUCAUGAACAAGCCUUCGGAUGGUCGUCCAAAAUAUCUCGUGGUUAAUGCUGAUGAGGGUGAACCUGGUACUUGUAAAGACAGGGAGAUUAUGCGUCAUGACCCCCACAAACUGGUGGAAGGAUGCCUAAUUGCUGGCCGAGCCAUGGGUGCACAAGCAGCAUACAUUUACAUCAGAGGUGAAUUCUACAAUGAAGCAAGCAAUUUGCAAGUUGCUAUUGCUGAGGCUUACCAAGCUGGUCUCAUUGGUAAGAACUCUUGUGGUUCUGGUUAUGACUUUGAUAUAUUCGUACACCGCGGUGCCGGCGCAUACAUCUGUGGUGAGGAGACAGCUCUCAUUGAGUCCAUUGAGGGCAAACAAGGCAAGCCGAGGCUCAAACCUCCUUUCCCCGCUGACGUGGGUUUGUUCGGUUGUCCCACCACUGUCAACAAUGUAGAAACAAUCGCGGUAGCGCCCACGAUCUGCAGGCGUGGCGGCAAGUGGUUCGCUUCGUUUGGGCGCCAACGUAACUCUGGCACGAAGCUGUUCAAUAUAUCGGGUCACGUGAACACGCCGUGCACCGUGGAGGAGGAGAUGAGCAUCCCGCUCAAGGAGCUCAUCGAGAGGCACGCGGGCGGAGUCACCGGCGGCUGGGACAACCUGCUCGCCAUCAUACCAGGAGGCUCCUCGACGCCGCUCAUACCCAAGAACGUCUGCGAGACAGUGUUGAUGGACUUCGACGGUCUAGUAGCCGCGCAGACCUCCCUGGGCACGGCGGCCAUAAUUGUCAUGGACAAGUCAACUGACAUCGUGAAGGCCAUCGCUCGACUCAUCAUGUUCUACAAGCACGAGUCCUGCGGCCAGUGCACUCCUUGCCGCGAAGGUGUCUCCUGGAUGAACAAGAUUAUAUACAGAUUCGUCGAUGGUAAUGCUUCACCGAAAGAAAUCGACAUGCUGUGGGAAAUUUCGAAACAAAUCGAAGGGCACACGAUCUGCGCUCUGGGCGACGGAGCCGCGUGGCCGGUGCAGGGACUCAUACGUCACUUCCGGCCCGAGCUCGAGCGACGCAUGCAGGAGUACUCGGCCGCACACGGACCGAGCAAAGCCGAGCGCCUGUACUAGUAGUGCAUACGCGCCGAACGUCAACCUGACUUUGAGAGUAUCGAAGGAACCAUUGUACAGAGAAAGAUGCAGCGAGAUCAUAUUAGUGUAAUAAUAAACGGCGAUCUAUGAAUAAAUCUUUUUUUUGUUAA
Molecule: messenger RNA, 1635 nt
Organism: Bombyx mandarina (wild silkworm)
Lineage: Eukaryota; Metazoa; Arthropoda; Insecta; Lepidoptera; Bombycidae
Gene: ND-51
Product: NADH dehydrogenase (ubiquinone) 51 kDa subunit
Biological process (GO): mitochondrial electron transport, NADH to ubiquinone
Cellular component (GO): respiratory chain complex I
Molecular function (GO): NAD binding; 4 iron, 4 sulfur cluster binding; NADH dehydrogenase (ubiquinone) activity
Source: RefSeq, a predicted model, not a curated record